This is a messenger RNA of Symsagittifera roscoffensis, 2165 nucleotides long. Its product is annotated as double-stranded RNA-specific adenosine deaminase-like. Gene Ontology annotation, biological process: adenosine to inosine editing; RNA processing. The coding region runs from base 59 to 2101 and encodes 680 amino acids. Gene Ontology annotation, molecular function: double-stranded RNA adenosine deaminase activity; double-stranded RNA binding; tRNA-specific adenosine deaminase activity. The record is from RefSeq and is a predicted model, not a curated record. Gene Ontology annotation, cellular component: nucleolus; cytoplasm. NCBI's taxonomy places the organism in Eukaryota, Metazoa, Xenacoelomorpha, Acoela, Convolutidae. The transcript has 7 exons.
AACUUAUUAAAUAGGUGGUAAUGUGAAGCUGUGUUCUGAAUUUAGAGUAUAUUCAAGUAUGAAUGCAUCUAGCAAUGUAGUGCUAACCAAUUUGAAUGCGAGCACCUGUGUUAGAAGACCUCAGGAUCUCGACUCAUGCCCGGGUGUCCGGAAAUUAUUGACCAGAAGGCCCGAUGAAAGAGUGGGUCCAAUGCCAGCCUAUUUGAAGGAACAGUUUCUGGAGGGCCAGAAGAACGCAUGUCAAAUACUGCAAGAGUACUGUCAGAUUAGACGUCUCACGCUUAGUUAUGAGGCAAUGAACCCACCUGACAUUCCUGGCAUUGAAGUAUGUUGGUGGAUGCGUGUAGUAAUCAAUCAAGUUACGUUUCCGAGGGCAGCCGGCAAGAACAAAAAGAUAGCGAAACAAGAAGCCGCCGAGAGUGCGCUGAUGCGUUUGUUCGACAUCGAGCCUGUGCUGAGUACGCUGAUGAAUGAAAGUGCAAUGGGUUCUGUAGUGGAGACAAGAGAGGGCCAUGAUGAGUCCAUGAAUUUUCUGGAGGAACUGAAGAGCAUUGUUCCUGUAGCGAGAGUGGAAGAUAAAGUUCAAAAGUUCUUGGACAGUAAUGAUUUUUCUGCGAACAGAACGAAACUGAUGGGAUCGACGCUUGUGAAGGCACCUGUCAAGGCAUUAGUUACAGGAAGCAACUGGGACGACUCAGAUGACGAGGAAAAAUCAGCUGUUAAAAGUUGCAAAGGCGACGCUUCAUCUGUAAUUUCACCGUCUCCCAUUUACCAAGCAGACGGAAUCGUUAUGCAGAAAACCUCUUCGAUAAAUGUUAUGUUCGAGAGAAAUUUAGAUUAUCAGAACCUUCCAUUUUCAGCUUUGAUUCUGGUGAUGUUUCAAACGAUAUUAAUGAAUAUUUUGGAAAAGAUAAAAACUGAGUCUGUCGUGAAUCAGUUGUCUGGUGAUUACGCUGCAAUUAUGGUCCAAAAAGAGCCACGAGACAUAGACGUAGUGGCCAUUGGAAGUGGCCGUGGUCACCUAGACUCGAAUGAAUGGCCUCCUAUCUACCUUGGAACAGUUUUACAUGAUUGUCACUCAAUUGUAAUUGCUCGUCGCUCUUUUCUCAGGUAUCUGUACAUUGAGCUUACGAAACAUUUGGAAGGUAUAGAGCCCCAGGAUUCGAUCUUCAAACCAAAGCCAGAUGAAAAUGGCAGAUGGUCGCUCAAAGAUUCAGUGACAUUUCACGCGAUGAUGUCACGGGCUCCUUGUGGAGCCGCAGCUUCCGAGCAAUCAAGCGCUGCUGAAAUUAAAGAAGAAUCAUUAAUAUCUCACAGUUCUUCUCCAGAUAGAAAACUUUCGAGAUCCGAAAGACUACGAAUACUAUUGGAAAAAGGGAAUGGAAAAAGGAGUCAAAAAGCACCGAGCGUUUUUGAAGAAGAUAUAACCUUCAAGAGCGGUGACAGCAAAACUAAUCUCAAAUCUCUAUCGUGUUCUGACAAGAUCCUCCGUUGGAACUACCUGGGGUGGGAGGGAUCACUGUUGGGAUGUUUGAUAAACCCAAUUUUUAUGUCCAGUAUAAAUUUUGAGGAAGAAUUUGUAUCUGAAGAGAAUUUGAAGCGCUCUCUAGUAAAGAGAAGUUUUCAGAGCAUAACUUCCGAAAUUGUUCAAUAUAUUCCGAUGCAGUUCAGAAAUGCGCCUGUUUUACAGCUGAAUAGAAUUAAUUCUGAAGAUAGCAUAUUGAACGCGGCGGACCCGAAUGUGUGGAGGAGAAAUGACUCAACGGCCGCUCUCUCGCUUAAUUGGUGCUUCCAUGACCAUCUUCCAGAACUAAUAGAACCCCUUAGAGGCCAAGUAUCUCAUUUAUCGCCCUUUAAACUACCGGCAUUCAAAGGUCAAUCUAGACUAUGCAAGAAGGCGUUUUUGAGCAGAUUCACGAAACACACUCAGUUAUUGCAGAGUAGCAAAGUUCCGGACAGUUACAGAGGUGCAAAGAAGAUUGCGUUGGCUGCUUUUGGACAUUAUGCAAUUGCUAGGAAGGGUUUUAUCGCCAGUUUUGAACCAUCACAAGGUGUAAUAUUGCAGCAGACACAAGAAAAGAAACUCUUUGUUAAUUUCUAGAUUAUUUAGCGAAUUGUAAACUAUUGUAAAGAGCUAUUUUUUUUAUUUUCUCCUUCAUUUGUGG